AUGAAGGUGAUUGUGCUGGCUCUGACUGUGGCCUUUGUGGCCAGCACCCAGGUUAACUAUGUCCCAGAAUUUGCAGUUGGAAAGACAUACGAGUACAAAUAUGAAGGAUAUCUUCUGGGAGGGCUGCCUGAGGAGGGCCUGGCGAGGGCUGGGGUGAAAAUCCAGAGCAAAGUUUUGAUCGGUGCAGAAAAUCAAAGCAGCUACAUUCUGAAACUUGAAGACCCUGUGAUCUCAGAGUACAGUGGUAUCUGGCCCAAAGAGGUUUUCCACCCUGCCACAAAGCUCACCUCAGCUCUCUCUGCUCAGCUCUUGACACCCAUCAAGUUUGAGUAUACCAACGGUGUGAUCCGUAAAGUGUAUGCCCCGGUGGGCGUCUCUACAACUGUGCUGAAUAUCAUCAGGGGAAUCCUCAACAUCUUUCAGGUCAACAUCAAGAAGAUUCUGAAUGUGUAUGACCUGCAAGAGACUGGAGUAAAAGGUGUGUGCAGGACAUCCUAUGUCCUUCGUGAGGAUCCAAAGGCUGAACGCCUUCAUUUGAUGAAGACCACAGACUUGAAUCAGUGCUCACAAAAAAUCAACAGGGAUGUUGGCAUGGCUGGUUAUGCAGUCAAAUGUGAAGAGUGUGUGACUCGGGGGAAAAUGUUUGAAGGAGCAAUGUCUCUAAGCUACGUCAUAAAGCCCUCAGUCUAUGGUUCCUUGAUCGAAGAGGCCAAUGCGACUGAGCUCAUCCAAUACUCCCCUUUCAACAUUGUGAACGGAGCUGUCCAGAUGGAGGCUAAGCAGACUGUGGCCUUAGUUGAUGUCAAGAAGACCCUAUUAGAGCCCAUCAAAGCUGACUAUGUUCACCGUGGAUCACUGAAGUACGAGUUAGGUGCUGAACUCCUCCAGACACCAAUUCAGCUUCUGAGGAUCACCAAUGCUGAGGCUCAGAUUGUUGAGACUCUGAACAACCUUGUGAGCCUCAAUUUGGGCAAGGCCCAUGAAGAUUCUCCCCUGAAGUUCAUUGAGCUCAUCCACCUCCUGCGUGUGGCCAGAUAUGAAAGCAUUGAAGCUCUCUGGACGCAAUUCAAAUCCAAAAGCGAUCACAGGCACUGGAUGCUGAGCUCCAUCCCUGCCAUUGGUACACAUGUUGCUCUUAAGUUCAUCAAAGAGAAGGUCGCUGCUGGUGAAGUGACCGCUGAUGAAGCUGCUCAGGCCAUUAUGUCAUCCACACACUUGGUGACAGCUGACCUGGAGUCCAUCAAGCUUAUGGAGGCCUUGGCCAAUACCCCUAAGAUUCAAGAAAAUGCUGCUUUGCGGGAGAUCACCAUGCUGGGCUAUGGCAGCAUGAUUCACAAAUAUUGUACGGAGCACGUAGGAUGUCAAUCUGAGCUUCUCAGGCCUAUCCAUGACAUUAUUGCCAGUGCUCUUGAGAGACGUGACAAUAAUGAGCUCUCCCUGGCUCUCAAAGUUGUGGGUAACGCAGGACAUCCCAGCAGCCUGAAGCCGAUCAUGAAGCUGCUGCCUGGUUUUGGCAGCUCUGCCUCCAGUCUUCAGCACAGAGUUCAUGUUGAUGCCGCUAUGGCAAUGAGAAAAAUUGCAAAGAGAGAACCGAGGAUGAUUCAGGACUUUGCUGUUGAGCUCUUCAUGGACAGGGCUAUUGACCCAGAGAUCCGCAUAAUUGCUGCUCUUGCGCUGUUUGAAACCAAGCUACCCUUGUCUCUGGUGACCACUCUAGCUCAGAGACUCCUCAAUGAACCAAACCUGCAGGUUGCUAGCUUUGUCUACUCUUACAUGAAGGCUUUCACCAGGACCACCACCCCUGACUAUUCCUCUGCAGCUGCUGCAUGCAAUGUUGCCGUCAGGAUGCUCAGCCCUAGGUUAGAGAGACUGAGCUACCGCUACAGUCGAGCUUUCUAUUAUGACCACUAUUACAAUCCUUGGAUGAUGGGAGCUGCUGCCAGCGUGCAUUUUAUCAAUGAUGCUGCAACAGUGUUGCCAAGAAACGUCAUGGCAAAAGCUCGAGUUUACAUGUCUGGAGUGUUUGUUGAUGUUCUGGAGUUCGGAGCCAGAUCUGAGGGUGUACAGGAGGCCCUUUUGAAAGUCCGUGAUGUUGCACAGGAUGCAGACAGGAUCACCAAGAUCAAGCAAGCUCUCCAGGCUCUAAUUGAGUGGAGGGCCAAUCCUUCCCGCCAGCCCCUUGGCUCUCUGUACGUGAAAGUUCUUGGACAGGAAGUCGCAUUUGCAAACAUUGACAAAGAAAUGGUUGAAAAGAUCAUUGAGUCUGCACGCCGACCUGAGAUUCGCACUUAUGGCAAAAAGGCUUUAGACGCUCUAAUGUCUGGUUACUCUCUGAAAUACUCCAAGCCAAUGCUGGCUAUUGAGGUCCGUCGCAUCUUCCCCAGCUCUCUUGGUUUACCCAUGGAGCUCAGUCUCUACACUGCUGCUGUGACAGCUGCAUCUGUUGAGGUACAAGCCACCAUUUCUCCACCACCUCGUGAGGACUUCCAUCCUGUCCAACUCUUGCGGUCUAAUGUUUCCCUAAAGGCUUCAGUCGCUCCGAGUGUGUCUUUGCACACCUAUGCUGUUAUGGGAGUAAAUAGUCCUAUCAUUCAGGCUACGGUGAUGUCAAGAGCCAAAGUCCACACAAUUAUUCCUAAAAAGAUGGAGGCGAGAUUUGACAUAGAAAAUGGUUACUUUAACUAUCGGAUCCUGCCUGUUGAGGGUGUGAAAACAAUCGUAUCUGCUCAUCUUGAAACAGUUGCCAUUGCAAGAGAUGUGGAAGACCUUGCAGACGCCAAGAUCACACCAGUUUUCCAGUUAGACAAUUUCAAGAGCAAGAACCCCAUCUUAAGUCUUCCACAGAUCGUGAAUAGUGAAUCAAAUUCUGAAGAAUUUCUUCUUCUGAAUCGUCAAAGUGAAAGUGUCAGAGACAUGAAAAUCCGCAAACCAAUUGUGAAGAAGGAAAUGUGUGCUACCACAUACACAUUCGGAGUACAGGCCUGCGUUGAUAUUAGGUCUUGCAAAGCGACCUUCCUCAGAAACACCCCCAUCUACGCCAUAAUUGGAAGGCAUACUCUUAUGGUUAAUGUCACCCCAGCUGCUGGACCAGCCGUCGAAAGGAUUGAAAUUGAGGUUCAGAUUGGUGAAAAGGCAGCAGAAAAGAUCCUUAAAGCAAUUAACCUGAGUGAGGAGGACAAGAUCCUUGAGGACAAAAACGUCCUGAUGAAGCUGAAGAAGAUUUUGGUUCCCGAUCUGAAGAACAGCUCAAAGUCUUCAUCCUCCAGCUCCAGCAGCUCUAGUUCAAGCAGCUUGAGCUCAAGCAGCUCAAGUUCUAGCAGUUCUUCUUCCAGCUCCUCCUUUUCGAGACGCAAAAGCAAGACGCUGGAUCUUGCUGACCCGCUUAACAAAAAAUCAAGGAGCUCCUCCAGCAGCUCCAGCUCCUCCAGCUCCAUGUCCAGGGAACUGCAUGAACUGAACUUCACCAAGGAUCACACCCACCAGCAUUCUAUCUCAGCAGACCGUCUGACAAGCAAGAGCAGCGCUAGCAGCUUUGAAUCCAUCUACAACAAGGCCAGAUACCUGUCCAACACCGUCCGUCCACAGGUCACAGUCCUUGUCCGUGCCAUUAGACAAGACAACAACAACCAGGGAUAUCAGUUCGCUGCUUACUAUGACAGACAAACUGCCAGAGUGCAGAUCGUUGUGGCCAACCUCACUGAAAAUGACAACUGGAGGAUCUGUGCUGACAGCGUGAUGCUCAGCUACCACAAAGUGAUGACUCGACUAACCUGGGGACUGGAAUGCAAGCAGUACAACACCACGGUCACAGUUGAAACCGGUCGCGUUGAGAAGAAACCUGCAAUCCGAGUGAAGCUGGCCUGGGCGAGACUCCCUCAUUACAUGAACAAAUAUUCAAGAAGAGUCUCUGAUUGGUUUUACCGUAUCGCUGAGGACAUUGGAGUGAACAGGACAAAGGCCCACAAUGAACCCAGACAGAUAAAACUCACUGUAGUUGUUGUCAACGAGACGACCCUCGAUGUCGCAAUGAAGACGCCAAAGAGGACCUAUUCCAAACUGGGAUGGGUCGUUCCCUUGUACCUGCCGAUUAAAAACGCUGCUGCUGAGCUACAGACAUAUCAGGGCAAGUUGAUGGACCAAGUCAUCUUUUUGCUCACCAAGUCUAAUGCAGUUGAGUGCUCUGUGGUCAAUGACAAAGUGGUGACCUUCAACAAAAGGAAGUUCAAAACAGAGAUGCCCCACUCUUGCCCUCAGGUCUUGGCUCAAGAUUGCACAAAUGAACUCAAAUUUAUAGUUCUGCUGAAGAGGGAUCAAACAGCAGAAAAGAAUGAGAUCAACAUCAAGAUUCAAAACAUCGAUGUCGACAUGUAUCUCAAGGACAAUGCCGUAAGGGUGAAGAAAUGGAACAGAAGUUCCUCUCAACACCCUGCCAUAUCAUCACCCAUCAGACUACAUAUCGGCGUGAAAGAGAAGGGCAUUUCUCUGUUUGCUCCCAGUAAUGGUCUUCAGGAAGUCUUCUACAGCUCUGAUGAAGUGCAGGUUUGGGUGGUGGACUGGAUGAGAGGCCAGGCCUGUGGAAUCUGUGGAAAAGCUGACGGUGAAGUCAGAAAGGAGUAUGUUACUCCGAACGAGCGGGUUUCCAGGAACGCAACGAGCUUCGCUCAUUCCUGGGUUCUGCCUGCAAAGAGCUGCCGUGAGGCCUCAGGGUGCUUCAUGCACUUUGAAUCGGUGAAGCUGGAGAAGCAGGUCAGGCUGGACGGUGAGGAGACUAAAUGCUACUCUGUCGAACCUGUGCUGCGCUGUCUCGCUGGCUGCCAGCCAGUGAGAACCACCUCCGUCACUGUCGGCUACCACUGCGUUCCUCUGGAGUCGAACAUGAAUCGCUCUGAUGGUCUAAGUAGCAUCUACGACAAGAGCAUUGAUGUGAGCGAGACAGCGGAGUCCCACCUGGCCUGUCGCUGCACUUCGCAGUGUGCCUAAUUGGGUCGCUUUCUGACAUUCGUUCUGUUUUUGUGUUUCCUGUGUGCUUGUAAACUAAAAUAAAGA
This is a messenger RNA of Poeciliopsis prolifica (blackstripe livebearer), 5046 nucleotides long. Its product is annotated as vitellogenin-2-like. Gene Ontology annotation, biological process: lipid transport. Lineage: Eukaryota; Metazoa; Chordata; Actinopteri; Cyprinodontiformes; Poeciliidae. Gene Ontology annotation, molecular function: lipid carrier activity. The record is from RefSeq and is a predicted model, not a curated record.